Juglans microcarpa x Juglans regia is the source of this 608-nucleotide messenger RNA. Its product is annotated as WAT1-related protein At2g37460-like. Gene Ontology annotation, cellular component: plasma membrane. The record is from RefSeq and is a predicted model, not a curated record. Bases 131 to 544 code for a protein of 137 amino acids. The transcript has 4 exons. Lineage: Eukaryota; Viridiplantae; Streptophyta; Magnoliopsida; Fagales; Juglandaceae. Gene Ontology annotation, molecular function: transmembrane transporter activity.
GACCUUCUAUAUAUAACCAGCACAAUUGCAGCCAUUGGACACCCUCGAGCAGUUGAAAAUAAUUACAUCUGUUGUUCCAUAUAUAUUUAGUGGGAGCCAGCAGCCCUCGAUCGAUCCUAAAGCUAGGAUCAUGAAUAUCCAAGCACAUAGCACGUUUGAGAGAAUGAAACCAUUCCAUGCUGUUAUAUUCUUGCAGUUUGGGUUUGCAGGGAUGGAUGUUCUCUCGAAGGCUACCCUAAACCAGGGGAUGGGCAAUUAUGUACUUGUUGUCUACCGCCAUGUCGUUGCCUUUGUUGUCAUUACCCCUUUUCCAGUGUUCCAAGACAAGAAAGUAAGACCAACGAUUACACUUGCAAUCUUCACCAAACUAAUAGUCCUCAGCUUACUGGAGCCAGUAAUUGAUUGGGACUUGCAUUUUUUGGGGAUGAAGUAUACAAUUGCAGCUUUUGCAGCUGCUAUGACCAAUAUUCUUCCUGCCCUUACUUUUCUAAUGGCCUUCAUCCUUAGGCUUGAGGUGCUAAGAUUCAAAAGUAUCUGUAGCUAAGCUAAGGUGGUAGGGACCAUAGCAACAGUUGCAGGAGCCAUGGUCAUAACAAUGGUGAAAGGCC